AUGACCAACAUCCGAAAGACCCACCCACUAAUGAAAAUCAUAAACAACUCAUUCAUUGACCUUCCAGCACCGUCCAAUAUUUCUUCUUGAUGAAAUUUUGGUUCCCUAUUAGGAGCUUGCCUAGUCAUUCAAAUCAUCACAGGCUUAUUUCUAGCAAUACAUUACACAGCAGACACAACAACCGCAUUCUCCUCCGUAACUCACAUCUGCCGAGAUGUAAACCAGGGCUGAAUCAUUCGCUACCUACACGCUAAUGGAGCAUCCAUAUUCUUUCUAUGCCUUUUCCUCCACGUAGGACGAGGUAUGUACUAUGGAUCCUUUACUCUAACUGAAACCUGAAAUAUUGGUAUCAUUUUAUUAUUUACAGUAAUAGCAACUGCUUUUAUGGGAUAUGUUCUCCCAUGAGGACAAAUAUCAUUUUGAGGCGCAACAGUAAUUACUAAUUUAUUAUCAGCAAUCCCCUAUAUAGGCACUGAUCUAGUAGAAUGAAUCUGAGGCGGCUUUUCCGUCGACAAAGCCACACUCACUCGAUUCUUCGCAUUCCAUUUCAUUUUACCAUUUGUUAUCUUAGCCCUAGUUAUAGUUCACCUCCUCUUUCUCCAUGAAACCGGAUCAAAUAACCCAUUAGGUAUUCCAUCAGAAUCAGACAAAAUUCCAUUUCAUCCUUACUACACAAUUAAAGAUUUACUAGGACUUAUAUUCCUUUUAAUUACACUUAUAAUUUUAGUACUCUUCUCCCCUGACUUACUAGGCGACCCUGACAACUACAUGCCGGCCAACCCACUCAGCACCCCUCCCCAUAUCAAACCAGAGUGAUAUUUCCUCUUCGCCUACGCUAUCCUGCGAUCUAUCCCCAAUAAACUAGGAGGAGUCCUAGCUCUAGUUAUAUCAAUUCUAAUUCUUGCAAUCAUCCCUAUAUUACAAACCGCCAAGCAACGAAGCAUAACAUUCCGACCACUUAGCCAAAUUAUAUUUUGAAUCCUUACGGCAGACCUACUUAUCCUUACAUGAAUUGGAGGCCAACCAGUUGAACACCCCUUCGUAACUAUUGGACAAGUAGCCUCUAUUCUAUAUUUUUCUCUGAUCCUUAUCAUUAUACCAACCGUAAGCCUUUUCGAAAAUAAAAUACUUAAAUGAAGA
Messenger RNA from Microcebus murinus (gray mouse lemur), 1140 nucleotides. Lineage: Eukaryota; Metazoa; Chordata; Mammalia; Primates; Cheirogaleidae. The record is from the annotation of a RefSeq genome assembly.